AACAAAGAAUUUUCUGUCGAGCACAAUAAAAAUGAAAUUGGUUAUCUCACAACAGUAACAGAUCUCCUGAGAUUAUGUGCAGGUCAAGAAUGUGAUUCUAAUGCAGAAUAUUGUUGACAGAUCAACCGUCAUAUGUGCAGAUCAAAGCAAAGAACUUGCUGGUACAUUAGCUAGUUGUGUGACCUCAUUGUGCACAGCCAGAUGUCCUUUAGCUACGUGGAUGUACUAUCAACACACUCGGAAACAUAUAUCCUUUCUGUUUCUGGAUUUGGAUCAUAAAACUUAGCAGAAAACCAUGAAGGGUAAGACAUUGGCAGGUACAAAGUGCCACAGGUCUGUUUCAGCUAAUGAACAAAGGACUGCAACAAGGGUUUCCACAGGUGCAGGACAACGUAGACGACGUCAACGUAUGCCAGAACACAGACAAAUGUGUACUCCAUCAGCAAGUAGAUGUGACACACAAGGGACUUUGGAAGACCAAAUUCGUGCUUUAGGCAGUGAGGACCUGCGAAACAUAUGUGUAAGAAUUGCUGAGCGAAAUCCAGACAUUCUUCUUGAAGUCCUUGACAGUGGAUUCCUACAUGGUCCAGAAGUUUCAAAUCAACAUAGUCCGGUUGCUCCUGACUGGUGUGUAUGCAACCGCUGUAAACACAUGCCGACUGUCAUCAAAAGUGUGUGCUGCAGAAUGACUCCAGAGAACUGCACCUCCUCGUCACAAGAAAUGCAUCUGUGUGUCCUCCAGCGUUGUGUCCUACAGACAGCUGAAGCAUACCGGCGGUCAUUAUUUGGACUACCGAUGGAAGCAGAUGAAAAUAAAAGGUACAGACAUACAGCUUACCGUCAAUACAUUGUGUGGCGUCAUGGACGUUUGGGGACUGGAAACAGGAGAGUCAUUCCCAGCUGUUGUGUUUGGAGAAUUCGUGACAGAUAUCCGGAUGCCAAUGGUGUUUACACAGGUUUCCGGCCCACCAGAUUUUAGAUAUAAAUACUGUCACAAUACCAUAGUCAUUCAGUUGUUCUGUUGUUCACAUUCUAUGCAUUUCAUAGUUUUCCUGUGUGUAUGACUAUGAAUGUACUGUCUUCUGUUGCACAAUUGACCCGUACAACGUCAUCCAUUGCACAUGUAAGAGU
This is a messenger RNA of Protopterus annectens (West African lungfish), 1131 nucleotides long. RefSeq names its product P2X purinoceptor 7-like. Gene Ontology annotation, cellular component: membrane. The record is from RefSeq and is a predicted model, not a curated record. Bases 296 to 979 code for a protein of 227 amino acids. NCBI's taxonomy places the organism in Eukaryota, Metazoa, Chordata, Ceratodontiformes, Protopteridae. Gene Ontology annotation, molecular function: monoatomic ion channel activity; ATP binding; purinergic nucleotide receptor activity. The transcript has 4 exons. Gene Ontology annotation, biological process: monoatomic ion transport.